Molecule: messenger RNA, 2707 nt
Organism: Telopea speciosissima
Lineage: Eukaryota; Viridiplantae; Streptophyta; Magnoliopsida; Proteales; Proteaceae
Product: LMBR1 domain-containing protein 2 homolog A-like
Exons: 14
Coding region: 262-2502 (746 amino acids)
Cellular component (GO): membrane
Source: RefSeq, a predicted model, not a curated record
AGACGCAAAAUGGAGAUAUGGCAUUCCAUAGAUUUGUUGGAAGGGAAGAGCUUGUGGAGGUGACCGGUUUCUGGAUCUGUUGACCGGGUCUGUCUCCUUUCCUCCCCUCUCUUCUUCCCUUUCCUUCACUUGACGUUAAAGCUUCUGGAACUACCUUCUCCUCUCUCUUUUCUUUUCCCAACCAUUUCUUCCUGACUCGCUUGAAUUCCUCUGCAAAAUUCUCUUUUUCUUUCUUUUGGGGGAACACAGAGAGAAGGAGAGAUGUGGGUAUUGUUCUAUUUGAUCUCGCUACCCCUGACAUUAGGGAUGGUGAUACUGACGUUGAGGUACUUCGCCGGCCCAGACGUCCCUCGCUACGUCCUCUUCACCGUGGGAUACGCUUGGUUCUGCUCUCUCUCCAUCAUCAUCCUCGUCCCUGCCGACAUUUGGACGACAAUAACUGAACAAGAUAAUGGAGGCAUUGCUUUCUUUUGGAGUUGGUCAUAUUGGAGCACUUUUAUACUUACUUGGGCUGUGGUGCCCACUAUUCAGGGUUAUGAAGAUGCUGGGGAUUUCACUGUGAAAGAAAGAUUGAAGACUAGCGUACAGGGAAACCUAUUGUUCUAUCUGAUUGUGGGAUCUAUUGGCCUUUUCGGACUUAUCCUACUCGUUAUUAUGCACAGGUAUUGGAUUGGAGGUGUUGUUGGUUUAGCCAUGGCUUGCUCAAAUACUUUUGGGCUCGUUACUGGUGCAUUUCUUCUUGGAUUUAGUUUGAGUGCAAUUCCAAAGAGCAUUUGGAGAAAUGCAGAUUGGACCACUCGCCAGAAGGUUCUCUCCCAUAGGGUUGCUAAAAUGGCUGUGAAACUAGAUGAUGCGCAUCAAGAAUUUUCAAAUGCUAUUGUUGUUGCUCAAGCAACAUCAAAUCAGAUGUCCAAGCGUGAUCCCUUAAGACCCUACAUGGACGUGAUCGAUAAUAUGUUGCGUCAGAUGUUUAGAGAAGACCCCUCCUUUAAACCACAAGGAGGUAGAUUGGGAGAAAGUGAUAUGGACUAUGAUACUGAUGAGAAAUCAAUGGCUGCACUUAGGCGUCAACUUAGGAGAGCUCGAGAAGAGUAUUACCGGUACAAAAGUGAGUAUAUGACUAAUGUCACAGAGGCCCUUGAACUGGAGGAUACCAUAAAAAAUUAUGAGCAUCGCAGUGCUACUGGAUGGAAAUAUGUUUCAAGCUUCAGACCUUGUCGAACUGGCAAAAUAGGAUCCCUCCUUGAUAUGAUAGAGUUGGUUUGGAAAUGUAUACUGAGAAAGCAACUUGAGAAACUCUUGGCUAUAAUACUUGGGUGCAUAUCCGCUGCAAUUCUUUUGGCAGAGGCUACCAUACUGCCAAGUGGAGUUGAUUUGUCUCUUUUCUCCAUUCUCAUAAAUGCUGUUCGGAAGCAAGAGGCUCUUGUACAGAUAUUUGCUUUUGUACCCCUGAUGUACAUGUGUGUGUGCACAUAUUAUUCCCUCUUCAAAAUUGGAAUGCUAAUGUUUUUCUCGCUAACGCCAAGACAAACAAGUUCAGUCAGCUUGCUUAUGAUUUGCUCGAUGGUUGCACGUUAUGCGCCUCCAAUAUCUUACAACUUUCUCAAUCUCAUUCAUCUUGAAGGGGAUAAGACUCAUAAGAGAACUAUCACUGUCUUCGAAAGAACAAUGGGGAAUAUCGAUGAUGCUGUUCCUUUCUUCGGGAAAGAAUUUAAUAGAAUCUAUCCACUUAUUAUGGUUAUUUACACCCUGUUAGUUGCAAGCAAUUUCUUUGACCGGUUAAUUGAUUCUUUUGGGAGCUGGAAAAGAUUCAGGUUUCAAAAUGAGGCAGAUGAUACAGAUGGAUUUGACGCGUCAGGGAUAAUUAUCCUGCAGAAAGAACGAUCUUGGCUUCAAGAAGGACGGAAGGUUGGUGAGCAUGUUAUCCCAUUGGCAAGGAAUUUCAACAAUAUUAGUAUGGAUACGGAGUCGGGCAGCAAUGACACAGGCAAAAGUGCUGUUGAACUGAGAGCAACUACCAGCUUAAUCAAGGAUGGUAGAAAGGGAAGUCAAUCAAAAUCAUCAACGGAAGAUACCUGGAAAUAUGGCACGAGCAGAGAAGCAAUUGGAAACAAGUACAUGGCCAUAAGAGAACAAAGAAGACAAGUGUCUUCAACAAAGUCAUCAGAGACAAACAUAGCCUCUGCAAAGGUUUCUUUGCUUACUGCAGCCAACUCUCAGAACCAGUCUGGUAACACAACAGGUGGACCAUCUGCGGCGGGGUUAGCCUCAACAUGGGAAUCGAUGAAGACAGGUUUUCAAAAUAUUAAAGCAAACAUUGGCUCCAAGAAAUUUCUUCCUCUACGCCAGGUUCAGGAGACAAAACUCGUCUCCCGUGACUCCUCUUCUGAGUCCCUUGAUGAUAUAUUUCAGAGACUAAAACGACCAACUCUAGACCAUAGGGAUUACAAUGGUGAUGGGGACAAUGACAUUGAUUCCAAUCAUACAGGUACCACCAGAUAAUACAUGCAUUCAGAGAGGAAACAUAAUUGCUAGUCUUCUGUAUAAAUUGGGUGUGGGUGUCAAUUUUUGGUUUUUGUGAAUCCCACAACAUGUACAGGUUGCAGAAAAGACAUUCCUGCUUUGUGCUCACUAUAUUCUUUGGCAUUGGAUCUCCUAAAGCACUGAGAAGGUUAUCUCUAUAUGAACUAACUGUAUCUUUCUGUAA